CGCCCCGCUUCAGGUCCAAAGGAUUGGACCCAUAGCCUGGGUGAACUCCGCUAACAGGCCAGAGGCACAUAAAAUAUAAAGAACAAGGGCUGGGAGCCGACAUUUACUUAACUAAGCGCCUAAUUCAUUCGAUGAUUCUUUAUCCACGUGUUCUUUAGACAAAUUUCUAACUCCUCUCUCUGCCUGACCCGUGCUAGGUGCCGGGGAUAUAACCGUGAGCAAGAGAAACCACGGCUCUUGUUCCCGCUGAUCCUGCAGCCCAGUGGAUGGAGUCCACAGUACAUAGACCUGCCAGGAAAGACAAAAUUUUUCCUGAUGAUUGGUCCAAGCAAGGACUCCCCGGUGGACUGAGGAAUGUCUGGCUUUUCCUCGGUUCAUCCAUCUCUGUGGUAGCUACAAGCAGCCCCCAGAAGACCUCAAGAAUGAGAGGCCUGAGGUCUACAAGUUGCUGCUAGGAAUAUUUUGGCGUCUCCAGAAAACAGAAUGCAGCUGCCACACAAAUUUAUAAGGGCCCUGGGCGCACGCUGACUGGGCGCUGGCGGGCGCGCCCUUUGCUCCGGGUUCCUGCCCCGGGCGCUGCCAUAGCAACGGCCUGGACGCCCAGACUUUAGGCCGCCGCCUCCCGGGACCCGGUCUUCUCCCGCUUCCAGAGGAGUGGGGCGGCGGCGGCCUGGGAGGCGGCCCGGGCCGGGUAGACGGGCCCGUCCCCUCCUCCGAUGCCAGCUGAGGCGGCGGACUUGCUUCCAAGCAUGCCCUUUCAGAAGCACGUGUACUACCCGCUCGCCAGCGGCCUGGAGGGUCCCUAUGCCUCCGCAGCCGCCCCCGCAGGCGGGGCCGCCAUGGCCUGUGCCCCGCCCAGCGCGGCUUCGGGCCCCCUGCCCUUCUUCCAGUUCCGACCGCGCCUGGAGAGCGUGGACUGGCGGCGGCUGAGCGCCAUCGACGUGGACAAGGUGGCGGGCGCCGUGGACGUGCUCACGCUGCAGGAGAACAUCGUGAACAUCACCUUCUGCAAGCUGGAGGACGAGAAGUGCCCGCACUGCCAGUCGGGGGUGGACCCGGUGCUGCUGAAGCUCAUCCGCCUGGCGCAGCUCACCAUCGAGUACCUGCUGCACUCGCAGGAGUUCCUCACCUCGCAGCUGCACAGCCUGGAGGAGCGGCUGCUCCUGAGCCUGGCCGACUGCGAGCAGAGUAAGCAGCUCCUUUCCAAGCAGGCGGGACAGAUCAAGUUACUCAAGGAAGAGUGUAAACGCAGGAAAAAGAUGAUCUCGACCCAGCAGCUGAUGAUGGAGGCCAAAGCCAGCUAUUACCAGUGCCAUUUAUGUGACAAGGCCUUUACGAAUCAAGCUUUUCUACAAAGUCAUAUUCAGCGCCGCCACCCCGAAGAGUCUCACCUUGCGGAGUAUAAGAAAAGGGUGCAGACUGAUAAGCUCCAGAAUGAGAUUGACAUGUUGAAGGAGCAGCUGCAGCUCACCAAGUCUCAGCUAGAGGCUGCGCAGCACGCCCACGCGGUCCGGUUCUCUAAGGAGUAUGAAAUGCAGAAAACAAAAGAGGAAGAAUUUCUGAAGUUAUUCGAUAGAUGGAAAGAAGAAGAAAAGGAGAAACUAGUUGAUGAAAUGGAAAAAGUCAAGGAAAUGUUUAUGAAGGAGUUUAAAGAACUGACUUCCAAGAAUUCAGCAUUGGAAUAUCAAUUGUCAGAAAUCCAGAAGUCCAAUAUGCAGAUUAAGUCUAACAUAGGCACGUUAAAAGAUGCACAUGAGUUUAAAGAAGAACGUCCUCAGUGUCCCCAGGAUUUCCAAAAUGUGAUGCAACUUCUUGACAGUCAGGAAAGCAAGUGGACAGCCCGAGUGCAGGCUCUACAUCAGGAACACAAAAAAGAGAAGAGCCGGCUCCUGUCACAUAUAGAGAAACUUCGAACCUCAAUGAUAGAUGAUCUAAAUGCAAGUAAUGUCUUCUAUAAGAAAAGGAUAGAGGAGCUAGGGCAGAGACUCCAGGAGCAGAAUGAGCUGAUCAUCACUCAGAGACAACAGAUUAAAGAGUUUACCAGUAAACCAUUAAACAGUGUCAGUGAACCCAAAGGCAGUCCUUUAACCUGGCAAACUUUUGAGUCUAAGCCAACUGCCCCAGCUGUGCCUAUGAGUGCCCCAGCCCCACAGACUCUGGAUGCUAAGUCAAGUCUAACAGUGGCACAUGAACAGGCAUUCUCAUCGCACAUACUGGAACCAAUAGAAGAAGUUUCAGAGGAAGAAAAAGGAAGGGACAAUGAACAAAAAUUAAACAACACACGUUUAAGGAAAGCUUUGAGGAAUAAUCCCUCCCUCACCAAGGAAGUAAGAACAGUCUUGGAGCAGAGUUUGGUGGAGAAACUGGAAACGCUGGGGAUUAAUGCAGAUAUACGCGGUAUUCCAAGUGAUCGCUUGAAUAGAGUGCUAAGAACCGUGGAAUCAGCAAGACAUGAGCGAGAAAAACAAAUACCCAACAUUCAGCAGAUUCGCGAAUUCCUUGAACAUCAGGUCAGCUGUAAAAUUGAGGAGAGAACACUACUAGCUGCAGAUAGGUACAAUGCUUCUCAAGUGGAUACCCUUUCAACUGGAGAAAUACCCAAAGCAGUACACCUUCCUCCCAAAAGCAGACAGUUGAUUAGACAAAGACCUGUUUUUACUGAUAAGACAUCUCUUCCGAAAGUUAAGAAAAAUAUCAUGGAAGAUCAUUUUCCCAGAAAGUCCUCAACUAUUGCAUAUUACCUAAGUCAACAGCAUUUAUCCCAUGUGGCCUCCGUAAACAAGACCCCUCCCUUUAGUUCAGAGGAAGAGCUGGAUGAUGACGACCUCAUCCGGGCAUAUGCGUCCCCAGACUUACUUCCUGUGCAGUCGUCUAAAAGCAACAAGAGUAGCCUGGGAAAGAGCACCGCCAAAAGCGACACUGACUGGACCGAGGGAAGUGAAAUAGAGGACUCUGACAUUUCUCCCAAGCCCACAGGAACCUCCAUUAAAACAUUAACUGGAAAAGUUGAAAAGACGGUUUCAAAUCACAAAAAUGUGAAUAAGCCAGUUGGUGGGAUUAAUGUUGCUGAGGCAUUCAUCAAAAAAGAACUAAAAGAAGAUCUAAAGUGUGCAGAUGUGGAUGACGACGACUGGGACAUAUCAUCCUUAGAGGAAGAAAAAUCUUUGGGGAGAAGAAUCGGGAGAGAACAGAGGGAACCCCCACCUGUGAAGAAGGAAUCAAAUUCUAUUCAAGUGCCAAGUGCCUGGGGUGCAACUAACCUGAAAGGGCCAAAGGGAGAAGGACUUCAGGAUGAAUCAAGUACACUGAAAAGCAGCUUAGUCACCGUGACUGAUUGGAGUGACUCUUCAGACGUGUAACUGUCAUCCCACACGUCAGGAGGUCCUUGCAGACGCCAGCAGUAUUUCAGUCCUCAGCCUACAGGACUCCAGUGCUCCUGCCUGACAGUAUUUCCCACAAUAACAAGGAAGCUGGUUCUGAAAGAACAAGAGUCUCUUUUAUGGCACCUAAUGCAGUAUUGAAAAACAAACUGUCAACAGUAUUUUGAAGCAUAUAAAGGUGUUUAAGACCGCUGCUGCUUUUAAAAAUGACGUGUCAUUGAAGUCAUAAAAGUUUUUUCUUUAGAACGGUACUCUAGUAUUUAAGUGUAUUUUUUUCAACUAAUAUUUAAGUGAAUUUAAAAAAAAACUUACAGCAGGUUUUGGUUUGAAUUAAAACUUUUUUUAAUAUCUUUCCUGUGUACAUUAUCACAUUGGAAGUGUUUUAUUAUAAAAUUCUGUUAGUAUCCUUAGAAUUGAAUUAGUAGAAUCAGUGAAAUUCCAAGUGUAGACUGCUUAUUUUUCACAUAGAAGUAAGUUUAGAGUUACAAAAAUGUAGCUAGGCCCAUGUUAACUACACUUUCCAGAAGCACCUUUACCAUGUGCCACUUUGAGCCAUUGCAAGCAUGUUGUUUGUUACUGUUAAACAAUUAAUUUAGAUCUGUACUAUUUCUGCAGCAUAACCUUGACCUUGGAUAUUUUAUGAAUAAAAUGUAGCAAUUUUAAAUGUCAAUUAAUUUAUUGGAAUUUGAAUAGAACAGAUCAAGUCAAUACUAAAUUUGUAUGUGUCUGUAGUUUUUUUCACUUUUUUAAAAUGUCCAACCAUAUUAUAAAAUACCUCAAAACUAAUUUAGUUCUUAACAGUGACAUUUUCAACAGUCAGAAAGUUCAUAUAAACUGUUUUUUGCAUUUUUUAUACUUUGUGGUACUAUGUGUACUCUGUUUGCAAAAAAAGUAACAUUUUAACUAAAUGGUUUGUUGGGUUUUGGAUCUCUCUUCAUUUUGUCAACCUUUCAAGUAAAGCCCUCCAUUACAUC
Molecule: messenger RNA, 4354 nt
Organism: Vicugna pacos (alpaca)
Lineage: Eukaryota; Metazoa; Chordata; Mammalia; Artiodactyla; Camelidae
Source: RefSeq, a predicted model, not a curated record